GAUUAUUCAUCCAAUUCUUCCAAUUCGAACUAACACUGAUAAAAUCCAACACGCUUUCAUAUAUCGCUGUUUCUGCACCACACACAGUGGCCUCCUCCCGAGCUACUACUUUUCUCUCCCCCGCUCGGCACUGUGAAUUUUGCAGACGGCUCCAAAAUCAAUUUGCUCCCACAAAAUUAAGGAGAGAAAAAAAAAAGAAGCUAAAUCGAAAGCAAGGUGAAAAAUUCGCAUCGCGGAAAAGGUAAUGAAAAUGGUUGCAUCGCAGAUUGUAAAUACAUACCCUUUGUCAAGCUACACCUUCGGCACCAAGGAGCCCAAAAUGGAGAAAGAUACCUCCGUCGCCGAUCGCCUCGCCCGCAUGAAAGUCAACUACAUGAAGGAAGGUAUGAGGACCAGCGUCGAGGGAAUUCUGCUGGUUCAAGAGCAUAAUCAUCCUCAUAUUCUUCUUUUGCAAAUUGGAAAUACAUUCUGUAAACUUCCAGGGGGCAGGUUGAAGCCAGGAGAGAAUGAGAUUGAGGGGUUGAAAAGGAAAUUAUCAAGUAAACUUGCUGCUAAUUCCCCUUCUCUUCAGCCAGACUGGCAGAUUGGUGAGUGUGUGGCUAUGUGGUGGAGACCAAAUUUCGAAACUAUUAUGUACCCUUAUUGCCCUCCACACAUCACAAAGCCUAAGGAAUGCAAGAAGCUUUUCCUUGUUCAUCUGUCUGAACGUGAGUAUUUUGCUGUGCCAAAGAACUUGAAGCUCCUUGCUGUUCCAUUAUUUGAACUAUAUGACAAUGUUCAGAGAUACGGACCUGUUAUAUCUACCAUUCCACAGCAGCUAUCGAGGUUUCAGUUCAACAUGAUCCAUCAAUAGAUUCUUCAGGGACUGAACUAAAACCAGUCGAAAAUUGAAAGCGACUAAUUAUCUUGAGGAUGAGCUUGUCAAAUUAUGCUUCUUAUCAUAUAAUUUCUCCCUUAUAGUGGAAGGACCUCGCUAAACUUGCCUUCUAUUUUCUAAUAUUAUCGAAACUAUUGAUCAUCCAAUUUGAAUUUGGGUGGAUUUUCGUGGAACUGCCUAGAACUUAAGUACGAUGUUUGUGUUGCUGAGUUCCUUUCAUUUUCUGAACAUAUGUUUUUUGGCAUAUUGAUAGUACUAUGUACAAUUUAUUUAAUCUCGGAGGCAAACUAAAUUUGGAAAGUGACCUGUGCAGUUGUAUUGGAUUAUGUGCUGAUAUGUAACAAAUUAGGGCUGUUUUAGUCACAGAAUUGUGAGCUCUAGUGGUCUUGAGCCCUUUUAGACAUUUAAUACAUGUAAUAAUAAAGUAACACAGAGCAGUUUGUAAAUGUAGCUUCUGGUUUUCAUGUAUAAAAAUUAAAUUUUGCUGUAAUUACUGGCAUGUGUUAGUUGUGUCUGCGGAAAAAAUC
Striga asiatica is the source of this 1404-nucleotide messenger RNA. The record is from the annotation of a GenBank genome assembly. NCBI's taxonomy places the organism in Eukaryota, Viridiplantae, Streptophyta, Magnoliopsida, Lamiales, Orobanchaceae.